AUGUCUACAACAACCCAAACACAAUCCCAAACCACCCUUCAGGGCCCCGAAGUGGGAAUGGCCCUCGACGGCCGUCCCACACAUUACAACGACUUUCGCGACCAACUCAACCGCGAUGGAUAUGCAGUCAUCAAAGGCGCUAUCCCGCGUGAGCGAGCAGAAGGAUACGCAGAUAAGUUUUUGAGUUAUAUUGAGGAUUUUGGCCUAGGCUUCAACCGCAAUGACCCCUCAACCGUAAAACGGGACAUGUUACCCGUCAUCAACGAAAAGGGAAUGAUCCUCAACUACGGCGUUACGCAUGAGCAAUGGGUAUGGGACAUUCGCGGCGAGCCUGGUGUUGUUGAUACGUUUGCCAAGGUGUAUGAAGAUGAUGAUUUGAUUGUUUCGUUUGAUGUGGUUAAUGUUGGAUUCGCAAACCGCGCAGACCUCCCCGAAAACAAACCCUGGCCCCAUCAAGACCAAGAUCCCUCCAAACCCGGCUUCCGCUGCCUUCAAGGCCUUGUGAACCUCAACCCCUGCGGACCCAACGACGGCGGGUUGAUCGUCUGCAAAGGCGGUCAUAUCUCGUCCGAAAGAUUCCACGCCGAAAUGGCGAACGAACCGCGUAUCCCGGCCUGGACACCAGAAUGGUACGGGUUUACUGACGCGGGAAUGAAAUGGUUAUCCGAUCAUGGGCUGCAAUGGGAAAAAGUAUGCGCCGAACCGGGUGAUUUAAUUGUUUGGGAUUCGAGGACGCCGCAUUAUAAUGUCCCUCCGACGUCUAAGCAGGAUCGGUUGGCGGUCUAUACGUGUUAUAUGCCUGCUAGGGUUGUUUCGCAGGAGGAUCUGGUGAGGAAGAAGGGGGCUUUUGAGAAACGACUGGGAACAACACACUGGCCAAACGCGAGACAUGUUGCGCCGAACAAUGAUGCGAUGAGAGAUGGGAAGUUGUGUCCAAAGAACCGGACGGGACCCGUGCAGGAUCCUGUGUUGGAUGAGAGGACGUUUAAACUUACUGGUAUUCCUUAUAUUAAAGCGUCUGCUUAG
Talaromyces rugulosus is the source of this 1026-nucleotide messenger RNA. RefSeq lists its product as uncharacterized. The coding region runs from base 1 to 1026 and encodes 341 amino acids. NCBI's taxonomy places the organism in Eukaryota, Fungi, Ascomycota, Eurotiomycetes, Eurotiales, Trichocomaceae. The record is from RefSeq and is a predicted model, not a curated record. The transcript has 4 exons.